AUGCAUUCUGCAGAUCUGGAGCUGCAUUCGCAUGUCCUGAGGGCUGUCCUGCACCAUGGUCACCACAGGCAGGAGCUCAUCGAGGAGCUUCCCGAUGACUCGUCACCCAGCGCCAUCCUCGCCCACUCACUGGCUGCAGUGGGCUACCUCUGCACCAUGAAACCUGCCCUGGAGCCAGCCCUAGAGACCCACCUCUUGCGAGCUGCCCUUCACUCCGUCUUCACCCUGGGCACGGAGAAGGACACCACCGGCAUCCAGGCUCUGCACAAAGUCAUCCCAGAGGUCCUGGAUGCCAUGCUGGGGAACCUGCUGGCAGAGUCCCCAGACACAGACAGGCUCCACUUCAUCUUGGAGCAUGUCAACUUGUGGGUCGUGUCCAGGGUGUCCCAGGAGCGAGCCAGGGCUAUCAGGAGCAGCACAGCCCUGCUGAGAUACACAGUCACCCUCCCUGAGUUUGACAUCUCAGCCGAGUUCCCUAGGAUGGGUCACCAUGUGGCCCAGCUGGCUCUAUUUGUCAGCGAUCCAGACAAGGACAUCAGCCGGCAGGCCAGGGAGGGGACUUACCGGCUCUACCAACUGCUGCUCCAACAGAGGGGCCUGACCAUACAUGACGCGGAAGAUCUCUGGUGCUAUGACUGGCACCAGACCAGAAGGCUCUUGGGCUAUAAGAAUACAGCCAGAGUGGGGGAGAAUAUCCAAACCUUCGAACACACCGUAAGACAGUGCCCCCAGCCUGGAGUCAAAGGUGAAAUGGGUGAUUUCCACAACAUCAUAGAGGAGGCCUUGGAGUGGCUCCUGGAUCGAGAAGGGCAUCGACAGAACGCUGCUCCACAGACGCCCCGUGAGAGAGACUGUGUGAGCUUGUCCCGCCUCCCACAAGCUGAAUUGCUGCAGCAGAAGAAAAGUCUCCGAGGAGCGUCUGGGAUGGGGACUGGGCCAUGA
Chelonia mydas (Green sea turtle) is the source of this 942-nucleotide messenger RNA. RefSeq names its product maestro heat-like repeat family member 5. NCBI's taxonomy places the organism in Eukaryota, Metazoa, Chordata, Testudines, Cheloniidae. The transcript has 8 exons. The coding region runs from base 1 to 942 and encodes 313 amino acids. Gene Ontology annotation, cellular component: cytoplasm. The record is from RefSeq and is a predicted model, not a curated record.